UCUUCUGGGGAGGUGAAGGUCAAUAUAUUCUUCAAGUCAACUCUUGUUACUAUGAAUAGCGCAUAGGCUAUCUUGCCACUCUCUCCAAGUUAUCAAUCAAAAUAGCAUUGUAGGUUAGACCUGCUUCUUCUUCACCAAAAUCCUUAUAUCUUCUACAUUGCUUCUAUGGUCCCAUUAGGCAGGUAUGUUCAUGGCUGUGCAUGCCAAGUCUUCUAAUUUGCUUUUCUUUUCAGUGAUCUGCUUAGGAUUUUUGUACAAAUUAGAUUUCGGAUGUUUCCAGAAAAAUAUAGGUCACGAGGAACACCAACCCUACCAUGAUUUGUCGUAUUGUGAUUCUCAGUGGUUAUUCUCCCUGUCCCUGCUCUUGCCCCAUCGUUUCCCUGUGGAUUCUGUACGAUGGGGGCCCUCACCGAUAGUUCAAAAAUUGCUCUUCCACUCUGGCAGGUAGAUAGUGAAUGAAGAGCAUUUGGCAGCCCCUAGUGAUGGCAGCGUAUCUCUCCCCAGGCUCACAGGAGCGGACGGUGCGGAGGUUUGAAGCAGAGGGCAUCACCAACUACACAGCACUGCUGCUGAGCAAAGAUGGGAAAACCCUAUUUGUGGGGGCCCGAGAGGCCCUCUUUGCCCUCACCAGCAGUAGCAGUUUCCUGCCCGGGGGGCACUACCAGAAGCUGAUAUGGAGUGCCGAUCCAGAGAAGAAGCACCAGUGUGUCUUCAAGGGCAAGGACUCACAGAGGGACUGUCACAACUACAUCAAGCUUCUCCAGCAGCUCAAUAGCACCCACUUGUACACCUGUGGCACGGCUGCCUUCAGCCCCGUCUGUGCCUACAUAAACAUUCAGAACUUCAGCUUGGAGCAAGAUGGAGCAGGGAAUGUCCUGCUUGAGGAUGGGAAGGGUCGCUGUCCGUUUGACCCAGAGUACAAGUCCACAGCUAUCAUGGUUGAUGGUAAGCUUUAUGCCGGAACAGUCAGCAACUUCCAGGGGAAUGAGCCAACCAUCUCCCAGAGCCAGGGGAAUCGCCUCACCCUCAAGACUGAAAACUCCCUCAACUGGCUUCAAGACCCGGCCUUUGUGAGCUCCGCUUACAUUCCCGAGAGCCUGGACAACCCUCGAGGGGACGAUGACAAGAUCUACUUCUUCUUCAGCGAGACCGGAAAGGAGUUUGACUUCUUUGAGAACACCAUCGUGUCCCGGAUUGCCCGUGUGUGCAAGGGAGACCUGGGUGGGGAGAGAGUACUGCAGAGACGCUGGACAUCUUUCUUGAAAGCCCAGUUGCUUUGCUCCCGGCCAUCUGACGGCUUCCCCUUCAAUGUGCUCCAAGAUGUCUUUGUGCUGAGCCCUGGCCCCAAGGACUGGCAGGACACCCUCUUCUAUGGCGUCUUCACUUCCCAGUGGCACCAGGGUGCUGCGGGGGGCUCAGCCAUCUGUGUCUUCACCAUGCAGGAUGUGGAGAGUGCCUUCAGCGGCCUCUACAAGGAAGUAAACCGAGAGACCCAGCAGUGGUACACAGUGAUGGAUUCGCCUACACCCCGGCCAGGAGCGUGCAUUACGAAUAGUGCCCGGGAAAAGAAGAUAAACUCCUCUCUGCAGCUCCCUGACCGGGUACUCAACUUCCUCAAAGAUCACUUUUUGAUGGAUCGGCAGGUCCGGAGCAACCCGCUGCUGCUGCAGCCCAGGGCCCGUUACCAGCGCCUCUCGGUGCAUCGAGUGGCGGGCCUGCACCGCUCUUACGACGUCCUCUUCCUGGGCACGAGUGACGGCCGCCUGCACAAAACUGUGCAUUCGAGGCAGAGGGUGCACAUCAUCGAGGAGAUCCAGCUCUUCCCACCUGACCACCCUGUCCAGAAUUUACUGUUGGACCCCCAGAGAGUAAGCAAGGAUACACUUGAGAGGAAGGGAUGCAAAGGACUGCUCUAUGCUUCCUCCUACUCGGCCGUGGUUCAGGUGUCUGUGGCUAACUGCAGCGUCUACACGAGCUGCGGGGAAUGCAUCCUGUCUCGAGACCCGUACUGUGCCUGGAGCGGCACCGCCUGCAGGGACGUCAGGCACUACCAGCCUGAUCUGGCCUCCCAGCCAUGGGUACAGGACAUCGAAGAUGCCGACACGGAGCAGCUCUGCAACGGUUCUGCCGUCAGCCGCCGGCCUUCUGCGUUCUCAGGUGAGACAUCGUGCAAGCAAGUACACUUCCAGCCCAACACAGUGAACACCCUGACUUGCCGGCUGCUCUCCAACCUGGCAUCCCGGCGCUGGCUCCACAACGGGGCGCCCGUGAACCACUCUGCCUCUUACCGCGUGCUGCCCAGCGGGGACCUGCUCCUGGUGGGCAGCCAGGACGGCCUGGGCUCUUUCCAGUGCUGGUCCCUAGAGGAGAGCUUCCAGCAGCUCGUGGCCAGCUACUGCGUGGAGGCCACUGAGGGGGCAGCUGACGGGGAGGAGGGCUCGAACAUCCCGUUCAUCAUCAACACGUCCCGGGUGAGCUCCCCUGCCAACGGCAAGGCCGCUCUGGCCCCUUACAAAACCUACUGGAACGAGUUCUUGCUCAUGUGCGGUCUGUUUGGAUUUGCCGUCGUGCUUCUCGCCCUCUUCUUCCUCUACCGCCACCGGGACGGCAUGAAGCUCUUCCUCAAACAGGGAGAGUGUGCCAGCGUACAUCCCCGGACCCGGCCCGUGAUGCUUCCCUCAGAAAACCGGUCCCUCAAUGGGGGAGGCCCGCCGAGCGCCCUGCCCGACCACAAAGGUUACCAGGCCCUGGCCGACAGCUCUCCAGGGCUCCGGGCCUUCACCGAGUCGGAAAAGAGGCCACUCAGUAUUCAGGACAGCUUUGUGGAGGUGUCUCCCACGUGCCCCCGGCCCCGGGUACGGCUGGGCUCUGAGAUUCGUGACUCUGUGGUAUGAACCGAGGAGAUGGCUCACAGCUAACCCCGGCUCGAGGGACUGUGACUCCGUGUAGAAUAACCAGCCGGACCUCUCUUCCUCAUCAGACAGCACCCAGAAUCCGGAGAGCGGAGCGAGCUGGGCAGCUCCCUCCCACUUCCUUCAGGACCAGCCAGAGGGAAGAGGAUCAUCACUCCUCUAUAAGUAGGACUGUGGGGCCUCUCCUCUCAGCCAGGAACGGAAACAUGGGGGGUUUGCCUGGCCCUGGGGGGGUCACCUUGGAGCUCCGUACAGGGAAGCUGCAGCCAGAAGCUGCCUAGAGGCAGUCCAGGCGCUCAGUGACCUCUCAUUCAUUCUCAGACUUUGCUGCAGGACUAUUCUGACUCCUGAGCCCUUCUGAAAACAUUUUUCUUUAAAAAAAAAAAAAAAAAAAAAAGAGAAAAUGUGAAACAAGCAUGAGGAAUGAAAGGUGACCCAGACAGAAUUCUUCUUCAGCCUUGGUCUGGAAGGGAUUCAGUUCACAGACUCUCCUCCCUUACACACAAUCUCCAUGGGGCAUUUUGGAUGCAUUAGAACAAUAAUAUGGAUGCCUGAGCCUGAGGGAAAUCCAUCUCCUCUUCCACGGGCCUCGUUCGCCUCACGUUCUGCUGCCAAAGUCAUUGCAGAGGCCUAGGGCCAACACAGAGGCCUCCAAGGAGUUUUGGCUUCUGCUGUGCCAAGGACCCCUGACAGAUUGGAAGCCAACCUAGGGCACGCUUCCUCCCUACCUCCAUAGAACAAUCAGGCCACGGACAACAGGAGGGUGGUUGUGUCACUGCCAUAUCCUGUCCAGCCACAGGACUAGUAGUGGCUCUCUUGGGACACUAGAGGGCUGGUUUAAGGUUGGUUUGUUCCCCGUGUUGAGAGGAUAGAAGCACAUUCCAUUUUUUAUGGAAUUCACAUUGAACAUCAAAGACUAGAUUUACUGUCUUCCCUUCCUGAUAAUCUAAAAGAACCACUGUGUCCCUACCCUCCUUUGUCCUUUGGCCCUUUUGGACUUCCUCCUACUUUCCCUAAAUAACUAACUUCCUCAAGCUUGAUAAUUCUCUGGCCCCUUGUGCUCUUUCUGCCCAAAGGGACAUUGACACUGCCCAGUCCAGGGGCCAUAUAAGUCUGUUUUGUAUAACUUUUUU
Molecule: messenger RNA, 4045 nt
Organism: Gracilinanus agilis (Agile Gracile Mouse Opossum)
Lineage: Eukaryota; Metazoa; Chordata; Mammalia; Didelphimorphia; Didelphidae
Gene: SEMA4B
Product: semaphorin 4B
Exons: 13
Coding region: 456-2894 (812 amino acids)
Biological process (GO): negative chemotaxis; negative regulation of axon extension involved in axon guidance; axon guidance
Molecular function (GO): semaphorin receptor binding; chemorepellent activity
Source: RefSeq, a predicted model, not a curated record